Molecule: messenger RNA, 623 nt
Organism: Rosa chinensis
Lineage: Eukaryota; Viridiplantae; Streptophyta; Magnoliopsida; Rosales; Rosaceae
Exons: 3
Coding region: 140-409 (89 amino acids)
Source: RefSeq, a predicted model, not a curated record
CAUAGAAAUUCAUUCCUAACAGUGAAAAAGAAAGAAGGAAGAGGGAAAAGCAAAUUAUUCUUGGAGUGUUCUAUUUAGUUUGGUCACGAAAAGAAGAGCUACCAACUUUUGUUCUAAAGCCAAAUACAAGAGCAUUGUGAUGGGUCGUUGGGUUAGGCCUGAGGUAUACCCGCUAAUGGCUGCGAUGACAUUUGUGACAAGCUUGUGCGUAUUUCAGCUUACAAGGAAUGUAUUCCUCAACCCAGAUGUCAGAGUGAACAAAGCUCACCGGAGAAUGGCAGUGCUCGAAAACGAAGAAGAGGGAGAGAAGUAUGCCGAACAUGGCCUUCGGAAAUUCCUCCGGACUCGCCCACCGGAGAUCAUGCCUACCAUCAACCACUUCUUCUCUAAUUCUCAAGAAGAUAAAUGAUCACAAUCCAUGCACAAACAUUAAUUACGCAGAAGAUCGAAAGUGGAAUAUCUAUAUCAAUUUAGUUUACUUGUUUAUGUCUAGUUUAAUUUUCCUUUGUAGACUGGUGGUACUUACCGUCUUGGACCUCUUGAUGAAACUUUACAAGUAUCUAUAACACCAUAAUGGACAUGUAUGUUUCUUCCAUUUAAUUACUUUCAUGAAUAAUAAGAAA